Molecule: messenger RNA, 2381 nt
Organism: Acaulospora morrowiae
Lineage: Eukaryota; Fungi; Glomeromycota; Glomeromycetes; Diversisporales; Acaulosporaceae
Source: the annotation of a GenBank genome assembly
CAAAUCCCAGUGCCUUGAAGACGAUCAACCACUUCUUCGCGUCAAGAUCUUACAAAAUGUUAUCUAACUCUUUAUCUAAACUUAAAGAAAACAAAGAUGAAAAAGAUUUAGAAAUAUCCGAAGUACUGAAAAAGUGGCUAGAACCUAGAAUCGGUCCAAAGUUACAAAAAGGUUUAACGGUCGAACAAGCUUGGGAAGAUAUUGUUAAAGACAUUGCAAUAAAGGCUUUAUCACCACUCUCUUUGAAAGUUUUUGCGAAUGCACUCACCAGAUUGUCGAAUAUGGAUCAUAGAGGCCGAUUAACCUUGGUAGAAAAGUUACUCACUAUUUCACCGACUCCUGAUUGUGCCACUGGUGCUAGAGCUGAAAAGAUUCGUGAAAUAAUGAUAGCAACAUUAACACCUCAGGACACUCCUAAUGGAACCACUUCAAUUGAAAUCAACCCUGAUCUAAUCGAUGUUGCGGAAACCGUUUUGGCACAAUCUCAUAGGGAUUGGAUAAGCACGCGCGAAGCGCUUUCGACGUUCCUUAAGGAUUGCACGGCCAAAUACAAUUCAGAUCUUAAUGUAUAUAUUGUAUAUCCUCAUAUCAACGACAUUUCGAGAAAUUUGUUUUUUGAUAAGGAAAUGAGAACUAGCCUGGAAUAUUUCUUUUCAUGUGUUCAGGACGUUGCCAAUGGGAAAGGCAUUAAAUUUGCAGAUCUUAUUAAACCAAAAAUAUUAGAUUGUGAAAAAAAAACAUUUGAAGAACUAUUUUCUAGAUAUUUUCCAAAGGGGUUGAAUUUGUUAAAUGAGGAUCAGGUUGGGACUGAGGAAUAUGAGAAGACCCGUCGAACGCGUCUUAGAACACCAUAUCUUCGACCUCGAUGGCACAAUCAACAACACAUGAUGCUUUUGACUUUACAAAACGCACCCAAUUUUACCAUGGCGCGUACAAAUCUUAUUGACGCUGCGUUGGCUUUAGAUGAAAAAAUAAGCGAUGAAACGGGAUUACCACGUUGUUUUACUGGUCAGACACCAAGAAAUUCGGCCAGCGCUUGUUUAACUACCAAUGCUGACAAAUAUUUUGUGCAAUUCAAAAGAGAUCGUUCGCAAACAUCUUAUUAUACACUCUCAUUCAUACCUAAUGACAUUAACGAUGCUAUCAAGCAUUAUAAAAGUUGGAUGGAGAGAUUAAUAGAGCACGAUUGGCCUUUAUGUUUUGGAAAGGUCAAGAAAAAUAAGCAAGGUGCCAAUCUAAUAAAUAGUGGACGCGUGAUUAUGUUAAGUGUUGGUGCAAGCAAUCCACUUCACUUACGAUGCAGACGCUGUGCACCUGAGACAUCAUGCGAUAUCAAGGUACCCUCAUGCUCGAAAUGCAAGUCUCGAGGAUAUCUUUGUAUUUACCCAUUGAGAACCGAUGUAUGCAAAGAAAUUGAACGACCAAGGAUAAAAUUAAAGAUCAAGGACUCGUCAAAUCCGCAUAGCCUUGAUUUCGAGAAAACACAAACUGGAAUAAGAAAAGAUUAUCUGGCAGGUAUUGAUCUCUUAGGUGUUCCCAGAAGUUUAGACGACGUAGUUGAAGUUCGACCGUCUACCAUACCAAAUGCGGGUAAUGGUUUGUUUGCAAGACGUAAUCUUCCUAUGGCGACACCUCUGGGAUUUUACUUUGGGGUUCCAAUGAUGGAAGACGAAUUUGACCAUGUAAAAGAUAAAGUUGGAAAAGCUUCUCAUUAUUCCAUGAGAUACAAACAUACGAUCCUCGACGCCACUGAUGAAAACGGAGAACCUUUUACAGACCCCAAAGGUGAAAUAUAUUGUCCUUUUCAUUUCAUGAAUGAAGAUCCAUUUGGAAAUAUGGUGUUUUUGGAAGGAAAUGAGGUCAAUCAAGUUAUUUGUUGGACCAAGAGGGACAUCAAGAAAGGGGAAGAAUUGUUUGUGUAUUAUGGUGGUGAAGUUGAUAGAGGACACUGGGGUCAAGCCGAAGGUGCUGGGGAACCAAUCGCUUGCGUUGGAGACAGUGAAGAGGACGAUAUUAUUUUUAGUGAUGGCGAAGAAGAAAGCCCGGGCACUCCUAUUACCGGGAAAAGGAAAACGCUUAACAGUAACCAAGAGAAUUCGGAAAAUGCAUUGCCACCGAAAAAGAGAGGAAAGGGAGGUGUUACAAGUGAACAAGAUUCACCCGCAGAUUUUGAAGAAGUGACAGAUCAGUCUACAAGCUCAAAAAAAGUCACAGAAGAGUCGUACGAAGAUGUGUUUGAGGGGGGAUCGGGCACUAAAGGAAUGGCCGGCAGAUUAAGAAAGAAAGAUUAUGAAGACGAUUCGGCUGAUGCAGAUUCUGAGCAAAUUCUAAGUUCAGCAGCCGCAAAAAAACGAAUGAUAGGGAAACGACGACGCCGAUAG